CGCGUUCAUAUGGUUCGAAAGCAACCUUUAUUGUGGGAGCCUCUUCUCAUCACCGCUGGGGUUGCGAUGGUAUGACCGCCAAAAUUUUGGGGUAUGAAACUGUUCAAAAUCAAUACUAAACGGUUUAUUUUCAGUGUCGGCUGCAGCAAAGGAAGCUCGGAAAAUCUUCAGCCGGCCCUCCAAUAGACGAUGAAGAAGCUGAUGAUUUUGAGACAACUCCGCCUUUGUCAUCAUGUCAUCCCUAUGCAAAUCCUGCUUCCAAAGCACAUCUGUUUGUUUUUCCUCGAUCGAAAUUUUGGUGAUGCUGUGACGAUACAUUUGGCUAAGGAGGCUGAUCGUCAGUUCUUGAAUGCCGUGAGGUGCAAAUGCCGAACUGGUGGGAUGAGUCCAUACCGAGAUGCUAUCUCACUGAUUGAGAGAAUGGACCGAGUUGGGAUUGACUUCAACAUCUGCAGUCUCAGUAUCUUAAUCAAUUGCCUUUGCCAGUUGAAAAGCGAGGACCUUGGCUUCUCUGUUCUUGGCAGAAUCCUCAAGCUCGGGUUUGACCCUGACCUGAUUACCUCGAAUACCCUGGUCAUUGGGCUCUGUUCUUCAGCCUAAUGCCAUCACCUAUGGAGCUGUAAUUAAGGGACUAGUGAGGACAGGAAAAACAAAUAGGGCCUUUGGGUUGCUUAAAGAGUGGGAGGGCUAUGGCUCCAGGCUCGAUGUCGUUAUGUAUGUACAGCACGGUCAUCUCUGGCCUCUGC
Punica granatum (pomegranate) is the source of this 746-nucleotide messenger RNA. The record is from RefSeq and is a predicted model, not a curated record. NCBI's taxonomy places the organism in Eukaryota, Viridiplantae, Streptophyta, Magnoliopsida, Myrtales, Lythraceae.